Pyrenophora tritici-repentis Pt-1C-BFP is the source of this 432-nucleotide messenger RNA. RefSeq lists its product as uncharacterized. Lineage: Eukaryota; Fungi; Ascomycota; Dothideomycetes; Pleosporales; Pleosporaceae. The record is from RefSeq and is a predicted model, not a curated record.
AUGUCCUCCAUCAUCGCCCGCUCGGCCUUGCGCGCCGCUCCGCGCCUUCGCCCGACUCCUGCCCUCCGACGGUGGGCCAGCGCUGCGGCUGAAGGCGAGCGACAAGCCGGCAAAGACGCCCUCAAGACGGGAGCGAAGCGCGACCCCGAACUCUAUGUACUAUUUGCUAUCAUGAGCGGCGUUUUCGGUCUUGCAGGAUGGCACUUUUCUCGCUCUCCAACAAGUGCCUCGUCUGAGCGUACCGUCGCCAAGGCCGCAGACAGCGAGCCUUGGAAGCAGGGCGGCACAGGCCCUUACCAGUACCACCCCGGCGGUGACACCAGCGUCAAGAAGGAUGCGCCCUCUGCACUAAAUGUCGUGGUGAUCCCCAACGUCACUCUUCCCAAGGAACUCCACGAUACCUACAACAAGUGGGGCAAGGAUGGCUACUAA